AGCACACCUGAGACGCACAGCUGAACUUACCCGCUCAACCGCCCGGAUCUAUCAAGCAUACCCGCCGCUGGCCUUCUGUUCGCACCCGAGUUGUAGCCCGCGCGCGAUCGGUGGUUGAAAACGCGCCCCCUUCAUUCACGCUACCCCCCUAGUCUCUGCCACGGCCGUCUACCGCUCCAGGCAUGUCCGUAGAGGAGAAGCGGCCUAACGGCGGGCCCUCCACGAAGGAAUCACCGUCAGCUCCUCCACCACCGAAUGGCAGCCUCUGGGACAAGCUGCCGCCAUGGGCGUCGAAGAACCUGCGUUCGGGGAAGUCCUGGAAGCUGCUGCUGAGGUGUUGGGUGGCCUCGUGGGUGUGUUUCGUGAUCAUGGUGCCAAACAAGUCGUUGGCGACUUUGGGAAAUACUGCGUUCUUCGCGCUGCUGCUGAGCAUCAUGAUACCGCCGAACAUGCCCGUGCAACUCUUCAUCUUCGCGGUCACGACCUUGGUAUUAGGUAUCGCACUAGGAUGGGCGAUAUCAUGUGCCGGUAUGGCUGCCGCGCUCGCAGUAAGAGAUCAAACACUGGUGAAGGCAACACUUCAGAAAGAGGCCACAAGCGCUGCUGGUCUUGCCAACCCCGACGCGCUGUUCCAGAACGCCAUCUUCAGAGGAGACUUCCUAGACACCAGGUCUACGGUUAUAUAUGGAGUCUUCAUGGGCUUCGGCUGCUUCAUAUUCGCGCUUGUCAGGGCGUACGCUCCGAAGCUCACGAUCAUGAGCGUCUUCGGCACGAUUGCUAUUGACAUAUUCUGCAGCUUCGGUCCGCUCUUCCCGGUCGCACAGUACACCCUCCUCAACUCCAUGUUGACUUCCGUUGCAUGCUAUAUCGCGAUUGCGCUGGUGUUCAUCACCUUCGCAUUCCCGGAGACGCUCAACCAUUCCUACCUGGCGUCUUCGGCGGAGCUCCUCGGCAAGUUCCAAGGGAUUCUGGCCAUGCAGGAAGAGGUGCUACGAACCGACCCGCAUGACAUCGUCACCGGCACUCCCCUUGCCACAAAAACAGCCAUGGCGCGCACUGGGAUGAUCAUGCAGCUCCAGCAACUGAUGGGCCAGAAACAAUUCCUCAACCUCGAGUUCAGCUGGGGCAGGUGGAACGGCGACGAUAUCAAGGACAUGCUUGAGCCGCUGCAGAUUGUUGCGACGCGCCUAGGUGCCCUGAACGGCUUCGCGAAAAUCAUGGGCCACCCCCUCUCGCUCGCGGAUCACAAGCACGAAGAUACCGAAUCCGUAUCGGAGGCUCAGUCAGACGCCAGCGGCACCGCCGUAGACGACACCUUCCUCCUCCGCCAAUUCCGCGAGCGCAACCUAGCCGCCGAGGAGGAGCACGGUGUGCGCCUCAUCGACGUGCUCCCCAACAUCCGCGACGCGACCACCGAACUGCGCGCCGCGGGCGUCGCCACGCUCUCCUCGAUCCAAGCCCUCAUCGUCGCCGUGAACACACACCGCUACAAGCGCGGGAACGCCCUCCAGAGCACGCGGCUCGCCGAGCUCGACACCGCGCUCACCGCGCUCCGCGCCGCGAUCGCGGACUUCAAGGCGGACCGCCGCUUCGUGCUCCUGCAGCCGUACCAGGCCGUGUUCGAGAAGCACGACUCGGGCGCGGUGAACCGGAUCCCGCUGCGGGCGCUCUACCAGUCGUACGUGUUCGCGUCGAAUUUGGCGGUCGUGUGCACGGGGAUCGUGCAGCUCGCGGAGCUGGCGAGCCAGACGGCGGUGAAGCGGACGCGCGCGAGGCUGUGGGCGCCGAAGGGGCUUAGGGCGAUCGUGAAGCUGCUGCGGACGCCGAACGGUCCGGGGGAGGGCGCGGUUGGUGAGGACGUGCAGCCGGAACAGGCGGUCGAGGCCGAGGAGCGCAGGGAUUACAAGCUCGAUCCAGACAGCAGGGCGCCUGAGAACUUCUUGCAGCGGUUUGCGGGGAUUAUACACUCGCUGUUCAGAUGGGCGAAGACUCCCGAGGCAUUGUUCGCAUUCCGUUACGUUGUCAUUACCAUCGCUCUCUGGUUGCCGUCUGUCAUCAGGUCCAGUGCCCACUUCGCCUAUUCGCAGCGGAGCGUAUGGGCAUUGAUCAUGGCACAAACGACCCUGAACAUCUAUGCAUCGGACCAGAUCUUCAACUACGUAAUGCGGUUGGGCGGAACCUUAUUCGGCGCCGUGUGGGGUAUGGCAUGCUGGUAUAUCGGUGCUGGUCAUGGGAAUGGAAACCCUUACGGAAUGGCGGCCAUCGUUGCUGUAUUCCUCCUGCCCCUUGUCUUCUGUCGAAUCUUCGCACCUCCUCAAUACCUUGUCGGCGUCCUUAUGAGCGGGGCAACCUUUGUACUAGUGGUAGGCUACUCUUGGAUUGACGGCAACCUGGCCGGCAUUUUCCAGAACGUUGGUAUAGGCUGGGAAGUGGCUUGGAGGCGAUGGGUGCUCGUCAUGAUCGGAUGUGCGGCCUCUUUCAUCCUCAUGAUGCUGCCGCCCAAGUCCGGGCGCAAGACGGUUCGGCUGCGCAACGCCUCGGUCCUCUCCGGGCUCUCCUACCUCUACUCCCACCUCACCUCGUUGUGGUUGAAUCCCUCCAACGGGGCGUUCUCCGAUGGGAAGCAUCACUGGCCCGCGGAGCUCAGGGCGAAGUUCAUCGCCCUUGCCGAACAGAUCCAGGACCUUCGGGUCAGGACUGCGAUGUCCAAGUGGGAGGGGAACAUACGAGGUGCAUGGCCGGUCGAGGAGUACAACCGGCUGCUGGAGGUGGAGAGCGACAUGCUCUCGAGUCUCGUGCUGAUGGGAGGCGCGCUCGCGAAUCUCGACCCUGAGCUUAGGAAGUCGACGCUGCCGCACACGCACGUCCUCAACCCGCACUUUAUCAGCGACGUCAUGUCGAUGUUCUUCCUCAUCUCGCAGUCCCUCCGGACGGGCGAGCCGCUCCACCAAGCGCAAUACAAAAACCUCGCCGACCGCCUGCACUAUCACGGCGGGCUUGCGGCGACCGGACCAAACGCCAGCACCGCCGCGCGCAAGUCGCAGCUCAAGCAGUCACUCACGAGCUACGAGUACAUGUUCUACGCGACGGCGGUCGUCGCGGUCCUGCAGGUGGUUUCCGCGGUCAACGAGGCGCGGACGAUCGUAGCGCGGCUGUGCGGCGAAGUGCCCCUCGAGGGAUUUGAGCGAUGGAGGGAGGAGUAUGAUCGCGCGCAUACGCUCGUCUGAGGCUCUUGCGAGUAUCAUGAUUUAUUGCAACGAGGGCGAGAACGACUCAUUAUUUACUACCUUAUAGCCACUACAUAUCU
Molecule: messenger RNA, 3307 nt
Organism: Trametes versicolor FP-101664 SS1
Lineage: Eukaryota; Fungi; Basidiomycota; Agaricomycetes; Polyporales; Polyporaceae
Exons: 18
Coding region: 369-3227 (952 amino acids)
Source: RefSeq, a predicted model, not a curated record